AUGCCGGGCGUUGUCGAAACACCGCUCGGCGCGACGGCGUCACCGCUGGGCCUGGGGUUCAGUGUCGGACAUCAAAAGGUUGAGCUGGACAUCGACUUCGCGACCAAGAGUCUCAAAGGCAAUACGGCCAUCACAAUCCACCCCCAGUCCAAAGACCUUAGGACGAUCCGCUUGAACUUCCGCCAGGGCGAAAUCAAACACGUCAAUGUCAACGGGAAAGCCGCGACGGCCAAAUUCACCGAUCCCUCCGAAUCCCUCCAGUUGUACGGAGCGCAAUAUCAUGAGCGCCUCACGCCGAAGAUUGAUAGCCUAUUGAAGAGCCCACCCGAUCCUGAGCUAUGGAUCACCAUUCCCAAGAGCAUUCGGAUUGAUGAACUCGACCCAUACUCUGCCGAGGCCCAGGAUCAGAUGGCACUGCAGGGUGCUGGGAACGAUGUGGAUGGUGCAACGAGUGCAAGAGCACCAGAGGCGAAUCUCCCACGGUUCACGGCAGUCAAAUUAAAUAUCGAGUUCGUGGUGGACCAUAUUCGGGACGGACUACAAUUUGUCGGGGUGGAUAACGGUGACCGGCGCUAUCCUCACGCCUAUACCACGAACUCGCUAGAGUCUGGCGUUGGUUGCCCUCUGUUUCCUUGUGUGGAUGAUUCCUCAUCCCGUUGUACCUGGGAACUUUCGGUAACGUGUCCCUCUUCACUUGGGGAUGUCUUCGAUCGCAAGGCGCGCGAUGCAUCAUCCUCGCAAUCUCGUUCGCGGACCCAAGUUCACCACAUUUCGGCGGACGAUGAGGGCCUCGACAUGUCUGUGGUCUGCUCGGGUGAUCUGACUGAUGACAUUGUCAACCCCGAUGAUCACACCCGAAAGACAGCCUCAUUCGCAUGCUACUCGCCUCUUUCCGCCCAGCAGAUCGGGUUCGCCGUCGGUCCCUUCGAGUACGUCAAUCUGGCCGACUUCCGUGAGAGUGACCAGGACGAACAACUGGGACUCAACGCCAUUCCUCUACACGCCUUCUGUCUUCCUGGAAGAGGGGAUGAGGUGCAGAACACCAGCUUCCCAAUGGCUCAAGCGAUUGACUUUUUCUCGCUGUCAUACGGGUCAUAUCCCUUUUCCAGCUACAAGAUUUGUUUCGUGGAUGAUGUGGCAGUUGAUACAUUACCGAUGGCAUGCAUGUCAAUUUGCAGCAGCCACCUUCUUUUCCCGGCAGAAAUAAUUGACCCAAUGUAUGAUUCGACGCGAGCGCUGGUGCAUGGUCUCGCAUGUCAAUGGACCGGAAUCAACAUCAUCCCCAACGAACCGGUCGACACUUGGGUGACGGUUGGUGUAGCUUGGUACAUUACCGAUACCUUCAUGAGGAAGCUCUGCGGGAACAAUGAAUAUCGAUUCCGGCUGAAGCAAAUGUCUGAUAGAGUCUGUGACCUGGACUUUGAGCGGCCAUCGAUCUAUGACAUGGGAACUAUCUUGAAAAUCGAUCCCUCUGAAUACCGGUUCAUUGCGUUGAAGGCGCCGCUGGUUUUGUUUUCUCUCGAUCGUCGCCUCACCAAGGCGAGUGGGAAAGCAACCAUGUCGCGGAUUAUUUCCCGGCUUUUCUUGAACGCUCGCAUGGGCGAUAUUCCCAACGGAGCGGUCACAUCUUCGCUUUUCCAAAAGACGUGCGAGCGCCUCGGGCAUGCGAAGUUGGAUGUUUUCUUUCAGCAAUGGGUAUACGGUGCAGGAUGCCCGCGCUUUCAAGCCACGCAACGAUUCAACAAGAAGAAGCUUGUAGUCGAGAUGAUGAUCCGACAGGUUCAGUCUGACCAACCGUCGUCUCGAGAUCUGGAUAAGCAUGCCUUUCUGCGGGAUGUCAAGGAAGAGGUUCGGCAGGUCUAUGCUGGUUCCGUUCAACCGGUCUUUACGGGAUCCAUGACUAUUCGUAUUCACGAAGCCGAUGGCACUCCCUACGAGCACAUUGUUGAAAUCAAAGAGGGCGUGACCAAGUUUGACAUUCCCUACAACACAAAAUACAAAAGGCUCAAGCGGAACAAGAAACAACGGGAACGAGCAGUCGCGUCGGGCGAGGCCGACGCCCAAGAAGACGUGCUCCUUUACUGCCUUGGAGAUGUGCUUCAAAACGAAGAGGAGACGCAGGCAUGGCGUUUAGCUGAUUGGACAAAGGAGGACGAAGAGCGCAUGGGACAAGAAUCCUACGAAUGGAUCCGCAUGGAUGCAGAUUUCGAGUGGAUUUGCAAAUUGUCCCUGGGAAUGCCUGGGUACAUGUACCUGUCGCAGCUCCAGCAAGAUAGAGAUGUCGUGGCUCAACUGGAGUCCCUGCAGUACAUGACCGCUCAGAGGGAGCACCCGCUUAUUUCGACCAUUUUUCUUCGAACCCUAAUGGAUAAUCGAUAUUUUCACGGGAUUCGCGCUGCGGCAGCACGGGCGCUGGUCAAACAUGCCAAAGAUGAGGUUGACUGGAUCGGGCUGUUUCAUCUGGAGAAAGCGUUCCAGGAGCUUUUCUGUCUUCCAGGCUCACCCAUGACCCGUUCAAACGACUUCUCCGACCGGGCUGCCUACAUAUUGCAACGGGUCAUUCCGGAAGCCAUUUCGAACGUUCGUGACAACAGCGGCAAGACUCCGAUGCGCGUCAAGCGUUUUCUUUUCGACAAGCUAAAGUUCAAUGACAACUCAAACAACGAAUUUUCGGACAACUUUUACGUCGCCUCGCUGAUGCGAUCCUUGUGCCAUGCCAUGCUUGGUAGGCACGAGGCGCGACCAGAGGAUGAACUGAAUCACUUUGACAUGGAGCGCGUUCUCGAGACCCAAGCUGAAGAACAGUUGGAGAAGGAUGCCAUCGCCGAGUUCGAUCGGUACCGACGCAUGGACGAAUGGUCCAGCUCUUUUCAAAAUCUGUAUUCCCGGGCCGCGUUGCAUUGUCAGAUGGAACUCAUGCAGGCCAAAAUCUUACCUCUGGAUUUGAUGCGGUUCAUUCCAUACACUCGGUUUGGAACGUAUGAUCUUCUCCGACUGGAAGCGUUCGCAUGUCUGGUUGAUCUCGACAUCGCCAAAAGCCCCGACCUUCUUCGGUGGCUCGCUUUUAGCAUGUCCGCUGAUCCGUCUGCUUGGGUCCGCCAUCAGUGCCAACGCUUAUUUGGCCAGGCUUUAGCACAGAUUGCCUUCGGCCGGCCCCAGCAAGAGACGCCCACGCAGGCUGACGGUUUGAUCAUUGAGCAAGAAUCGUCCACGGAACUCCGCCAAGCCGACCUCGCGCGUCGACAAACAGUCCCAGGCGCCAUCGAGGCUCUCAGGCAGGAAUUGUCCGAUGACGCAUCCAUGAAGGACUACCUGUGGGCCGCAUGCAAUUCGCCAUGCCUUGGAGCUCUGGAGCUCUCGGAACUCACGGACCUCUGCCGAGUUUUGUUUGAAGCGAGAACGUCCCGAAUUGUGAGACUGAAGUACCCUCGGUUCUGGAAUGUCCAGAAUCUGGGACAGGGGAAGCUCCGUUUCUUCCGAUCCGCCCGUGCCCGUACCAACCUGGGCUCAUCCAAGGAGUCUGGUUCAAAGCGUAAGCGUGAAGACCAGGGAAUGCCUCCACCCGCUCCUCGAAUUACUUUCAAGCAGUCUAAGAAGAGCGCCGGCCCCAGCACCCCGUCUUUUACGGCUCUUCCCAAGCUCUCUAUCCCCAACCCCUCGUCUACCCCCAAUACGGGUCCCAAUACCCCCACUGCUUCUACUCCCUCGACCCCUGCGAGUGGCGGACUCAAGCUCAAGCUGAAGUUUGGACAGAAGUCAAAAUGA
Messenger RNA from Penicillium alfredii, 3765 nucleotides. Its product is annotated as transcription initiation factor TFIID subunit TAF2. Gene Ontology annotation, biological process: transcription initiation at RNA polymerase II promoter. Gene Ontology annotation, cellular component: transcription factor TFIID complex. NCBI's taxonomy places the organism in Eukaryota, Fungi, Ascomycota, Eurotiomycetes, Eurotiales, Aspergillaceae. Gene Ontology annotation, molecular function: transcription cis-regulatory region binding; RNA polymerase II general transcription initiation factor activity; chromatin binding. The record is from RefSeq and is a predicted model, not a curated record. The transcript has 2 exons. The coding region runs from base 1 to 3765 and encodes 1254 amino acids.